Oreochromis niloticus (Nile tilapia) is the source of this 461-nucleotide messenger RNA. RefSeq names its product ATP synthase membrane subunit k (gene atp5mk). The record is from RefSeq and is a predicted model, not a curated record. The coding region runs from base 158 to 334 and encodes 58 amino acids. The transcript is spliced from 4 exons. Gene Ontology annotation, cellular component: proton-transporting ATP synthase complex. NCBI's taxonomy places the organism in Eukaryota, Metazoa, Chordata, Actinopteri, Cichliformes, Cichlidae.
GAGUGACAGUAUUUUUAACAAAUAAUGCCGCAGUCCGAGAUCACUGACCAUGGGCGGGACUUCCUAGCGAGUUUAGCAUUGCGGCCUCUGCUGAAGGGCACCUGUCUCAUUCUGGUUGUACGGGGGUCGAGUGUUUAAGGACCAUCUGAUAUCCAUCAUGGCAGGACAUGACGCUGGAACCCAGCACCAGUUCACUGGAAUUGCCAAGUACUUCAAUGCAUACACAAUCACAGGAAGGAGGAAUUGUGUUUUGGCCACAUAUGCUAGCCUAGCAGCCAUCGCCCUUUUCUUCAAAUUGAAGCCUAAGAAAAAGCCUGCUGUCACCGAAAAGUGAUUAUGCUUCCAUUUGCCCAUCAUUUCCAACAGCUUGGAAUGGAAAGAGCAGCUGGACAUGCUUGUAAUGAAAUUUGAGUGUUUGGUUUUCCAAUGUUAACAAUAAAAACAUCUAUGCCCAAAACAUA